AUGUCAGCAAUUUGUAGAGGAAGGUCUGAUUCAAGAGCCUGUAAUGAAAAUUUUCCCAACUCCCACAUUGUUCUGCCUGAUAAAACCACAGUAAAGAAUAGUGUGGGAAAAUGUAUUCGACCUAAUGUAUAUGAAUGUAAACAGGAAGGGUUUUAUUCAGCUGGUUCAUUUUGUAAUAUCUGUUCACCUAUUAAAAAUUGUGAUCUAGAAUAUCGUACAACUAAAAGUGACCAGAGAUGUCGGAGAUGUGAAGGAUUGGUAGCAGAUAUUUCGUGGUAUCGAGCUUAUAUCAUAUCGACGGAUAAACGAUUUUGUAAAAAGUCGUGUUCAUGGAGACCAGACAGUAGAUGUUAUCCUGGUACAUGUCGAGAUGAGCUGUUUUCAAAUUGUUAUUGUUCUGUUGGAUUUAGUGGAACCCAUUGCAAUAGAAUUACUGCUAUACCUGAUAUUCUAUACAAUCAAGUGACAUUAACUGCUUAUAAUGGUGAAACUGUUGAUGCUCCUGAUGGCCGAAAUGGAGUCAAAACACAGACCGUCAGUUGUACCACCAUCAGGAAAGAUAAUCCUAAUCAAGGUUUAUUGGAUUGUACUAAAACCAUAAAACGUACAUUCCCGGUUCCCUUCCAACAUCUAGAACAACUGUCUUUCAAAAUAACAACAACUAUUGGAGGAUUUGUGAAGAUAAAAAAUUUAGAAAGAAAUGUCUACAACACCUACUACUACACACCAAACUCAAUGUCACGUGCAUUUGAGAUUAAAUUUGACAAUGUACCACCGUACCAUUGUCAACCUGUCGACAAUUGUAAACUUACCAUGUUAACUGAUAUUGACAUAACUAAGAAGGUAGAAAAUACGGUUUAUUGGGACGGUUGGAUUGGCGAAGAUUCUGGUAUAGCUAAAUAUGAAUUAGAAAUAUUCAGCAUGAAGUCGGUAGGAAAUGAACUAAUUAUAGACAAACGAAUAUUCGACACGGAAACUACAUUGAAGAGCCAACAAUUUAAUUUAACAAUACCAGGUGUAUAUUCUGUUAUACUUGCUGCAGUAGAUAAAGCUGGUAAUAUUAGACUUGCUAGACGAUGUUUGAUAUUCGAUGAUAACAGUGAGGUAUCAACUGUUCAUAAUACUAAUUUAAAAACCAGGUCAGCAUCACCUUCUACUAACUACCUUUGGCAACAAAAUCAUGGUCCUGUUACUAUUGACUGGGAAAAUAGAUAUAUUAAUACUAAACACCAUAAUGGUAAAUAUCUAGCUGGAAUCCAGGAUUAUCAUGGUCUAGAUCCAGAAUAUGAUGAUCAUUAUGGAAUAAGAACAACGAAACACAUUGAUAAUGUUCAAGAUGACCAAGGAGGUUCUACCAUUCAACCAACAGAUACUGAUUUUACUACUACUGGUAAUCUGAACCAAUCUAUAACAAUUUCUCCUACAUUACAAGAUGGCGACACUGUUAAAUUUUAUAUAAGAGCUUAUGAUAUAGUAGAUUUCUACCUGGAAGAAUCCACCACAGUUUAUUUUGAUAUGUCUCCACCUGUUAUAAAAGAUCUAUGGUUAACUAAAGGAGAUAAAGUAGAUUUAGCUGUACAUGGAUUUCAAGAUUUCGAUAAACUUGUAAUAGAAUGGAUAGCUUAUGAUCUACACAGUGGAUUAGAAACAGUGGAGUGGAAACUUUAUGAUAAUUUUACUGGUGAUGUUAUAUUACAGGGUUCACAACAUAUACCAGAACAAGGCGAAGCACAGACUCGUAAAGAAUGUAAAGAGAAGUAUCAAAAUUCAUCCCGAGGAUCUUGUCAUUGUUAUUGUACACCUGCUUUUGGUUGUUAUCUUCAACAUUUUCAAGUUAAACCUGGUGUAUCAUUAGAUAAAGGGACUGGAUUAAUUGACGGAAAACAUCAAGGUGUACAUGAUUAUGAUUAUUAUAUUGAAAUCACCAUUGAUACAAGUCCACCACAUGUUGGUGUUGUACAUGAUGGUAGAUAUGAUGAACCGGAAGUAGAUUACCAACCAGACAGAAUUCUACAGGCACAUUGGGAAGGAUUUUCUGAUAAAGAAAGUGGUGUGAGAUAUUAUCACUAUGGUUUUUCUACUGGAUGUUUAACUGCUGAAGACUUUCAUUUUGAAAUCCAGAACACUCCAGAUAUACAUGAAUCAUCAGUAACCCAUGCUACCUGGGUAGCACCUACAGAUGGACAGUAUUAUAUCACAGUUGUAGCCUAUAACGCAGCUAUACAACCCUCUCAACCUGUAUGUUCUGAUGGUGUUGUAAUAGAUUCAACACAACCUUAG
Molecule: messenger RNA, 2280 nt
Organism: Lottia gigantea (owl limpet)
Lineage: Eukaryota; Metazoa; Mollusca; Gastropoda; Lottiidae
Exons: 13
Coding region: 1-2280 (759 amino acids)
Source: RefSeq, a predicted model, not a curated record